GUGAACUGAAAUUCAAUCGAUCUCUUAUCUAUCGUCCGUCCAAGGAAAUCAAUCAAAAGAAAAAAGAAUCGUGAUGUACAGAGAGCGAGGGAUUGGUGUGUCCAAGACGGACGUCGAUCAUCGAAAGCAGCGGAUUAGCGAUGUCCUCGAUAAGCAUCUCGACCGAUCCUCUCCGUCCAGUUCCAGACCCACCAACGGCAAGGAUUUGUUUCUUUUCAUGAACAAGCAGCAACCGCCUGAUCACAACAACAUUGACCAUCUCCUCUCUAAAGACAACAACGCCUCCGUUGUGGAAUCUGACACGGACAGCGAAGAGUCUGAUGUUAGUGGUUCCGAUGGAGAUGAGACGUCGUGGAUCUCAUGGUUUUGCAGUCUAAGAGGGAAUGAAUUCUUUUGUGAAGUUGAUGAUGAUUACAUACAAGAUGAUUUUAACCUCUGUGGGUUAAGCAGUCAAGUUCCAUACUACGAUUAUGCCCUUGAUUUGAUUUUGGAUAUUGAAUCCUCUCAUGGUGAUAUGUUCACAGAGGAACAGAAUGAAUUGGUUGAAUCUGCAGCAGAGAUGCUUUAUGGAUUGAUUCAUGCUCGAUAUAUAUUGACCAGCAAAGGGAUGACAGCUAUGCUGGAGAAGUACAAAAACUAUGACUUUGGAAGAUGCCCCAGAGUUUGCUGCUGUGGACAACCUUGCCUUCCAGUUGGUCAAUCAGACAUUCCUCGGUCAAGCACUGUUAAAAUAUGCUGCCCCAGAUGUGAUGAUAUAUACUACCCACGUUCCAAGUAUCAAGGCAACAUUGAUGGAGCUUAUUUUGGAACGACAUUUCCUCACCUGUUUUUAAUGACUCACGGGCAUCUCAAGCCGCAAAAGGUAGUGCAGACCUAUGUUCCUAGAGUAUUUGGGUUCAAGCUACACAAACCAUAAUAAUGGAAGUUGAAGCUUAUGUGGGCCAAGAAGGCAUACUUUAUUUGGACAUCAUUUCGCAGUUCACAUAGGCUGCUGGAGUUCUCCAAAUAUAACAAGAUAAGCUCCCCCUCCCAAAAACGGAGGGUAAAGGAAAAAAACCCUUCUUAUACGUCUGAUGAUGUAUCAUUAAGCAAAUCUGCUAGUAUCGAUUUAGUAAACUAGUAAUCUUCAGUUUUAGCUGCCGAUUCAAUUAGGCUCGCUCGCUCCUUCCUCCCCUGGUUUCCAGUGUUGCAAAUUUGCAACUUCCUUUAUCGUUAAGGUAAUCACAUAAAUAGCCUUGCAAUAUAUUCUGUAUACUUAAUCGAUCAAGCAUCAGAGAGAAUUAUUGGCGGGUA
Messenger RNA from Populus trichocarpa (black cottonwood), 1293 nucleotides. Its product is annotated as casein kinase II subunit beta-2. The transcript is spliced from 5 exons. The record is from RefSeq and is a predicted model, not a curated record. The coding region runs from base 74 to 916 and encodes 280 amino acids. Gene Ontology annotation, molecular function: protein kinase regulator activity. Gene Ontology annotation, cellular component: protein kinase CK2 complex; cytoplasm. NCBI's taxonomy places the organism in Eukaryota, Viridiplantae, Streptophyta, Magnoliopsida, Malpighiales, Salicaceae.